Lactuca saligna is the source of this 558-nucleotide messenger RNA. The record is from the annotation of a GenBank genome assembly. Lineage: Eukaryota; Viridiplantae; Streptophyta; Magnoliopsida; Asterales; Asteraceae.
AUGUUUGAUGGUUCCGAAAAAGAAGACCCCUCAGCAAACAUGGUCUCUCUGCUCCUACAAGACUCAUUACUUGGUUCAAAGAAUUGUGGAUUGUUAUGCAAAAUGGAGAUGAAGCGGGAUUCGUUGAAGCUGGAAACAAGAACAAAGAAUUGCACGAUUGGUUUGGAAAGUGAUGCAGGGCACAUUGUCGAGCUAGCGAUAGCAUAUAUGGAUAAAUUGGAGAAGAACAAGAGGGGUAUCGGAAAGAGACUCAACUUCAAGAGGAUCAAAGGAAAGAGGCUCAACAAACAGACAUUGUUGGAUCACAAGCCCUCAAGUCGUCUCUCAAAUAACACACACUCACAUGUAUAUAUGUAUACAGAAAACAAAUAUGGAGAGAUGGAAGUAUUUUGGACUCAAAGCUGCUUCUUUUAUUCAAUCGAUAAGAGACUAUUUAUAGCUAUACAUGCAGGAAAUAGUAAAACUCAUUGCCCCACCUUUCCAGCAGCAAUCAUGCUUCUAAUACUCCCUGAUACCCGGUCCUUCAUUGACACUUUCAACUUACUAACAUUUAUUUAA